Molecule: messenger RNA, 1009 nt
Organism: Tigriopus californicus
Lineage: Eukaryota; Metazoa; Arthropoda; Copepoda; Harpacticoida; Harpacticidae
Gene: U2A
Product: U2 small nuclear ribonucleoprotein A'-like
Exons: 3
Coding region: 154-939 (261 amino acids)
Biological process (GO): mRNA splicing, via spliceosome
Cellular component (GO): U2 snRNP
Molecular function (GO): protein binding; U2 snRNA binding
Source: RefSeq, a predicted model, not a curated record
CACAAGCACAACAAACAAGAUUGAAAGGAGACGAAAUAUUUCAGUUCAUAGCUCUUACCAUAGUAUAUUGAGAGAAGCUGAGAGAGGAUUGGUGGCCAAUAUUAGUAGUAUAUUAGUACAAAAAAAAUCUGGCAUUGGAUUCUUCCGAAGAAGAUGGUCAAGUUGAGUGUGGAUUUGAUCGCCAAUGCGUGUCAGUACACGAAUGCCAUCCGGGAUCGCGAAUUAGAUCUCCGGGGCUACAAGAUCCCGUUGAUCGAGAAUCUGGGCGCCACUCUCAAUCAUUUCGACACGAUCGAUUUCUCGGACAACGAGCUGCGCAAAGUGGACAACUUCCCUCUCCUCCCGCGCCUCAAGACUUUACUCUUGAACAACAACCGAAUCUGCCGCAUUGGCGAAUCGCUGGAGGAAUGUUUACCCGCUUUAGACACGGUGGUGUUCACCAACAACAACAUUCAAGAUCUGGCCGACAUCGAAGCCUUGUCCUCGGUCAAAACCAUUUCCAUGCUCUCGUUCCUUCACAAUCCCGUCGUGUCCAAGCCCAACUAUCGCGCCUUUGUGAUCCACAAGUUUCCCAAUCUCCGCGUAUUGGAUUUCAAACGCGUCAAGUAUCACGAGCAAAAGGAGGCCAAGGCGCUCUUCAAAACCUCCGAGGGCAAAGCCCAAUUAAAAGAGAUCAAGAAGCGGGCCAAGACCUUCACCCCGGGCGAGGCCAUUAAUGGCUCAGCGGGAGGUGCGUCGAAUGGGGUGAAUGCCUCGGGAUUGAGUGCGGAUCAAGUGCGGAGCAUCAAAACGGCCAUUGCCAAGGCCACCACGCUCGAGGAAAUCGAGCGACUCAAUCAGAUGCUCAGAACGGGGAUCAUCCCUGGACAGGAACCCGAAACGCAACCCGCCCCCUCGAAAAAGUCAGGUGAUCAAAUCGAAGAAAUGGACGAUGACUAAGUAUUCGGGUUUCUGGUAUGAAAGUGGGAGUGCAUAAAACCAUUUGAAAUAAAUGUGGCUUUUUUUCACA